Messenger RNA from Saxophila tyrrhenica, 471 nucleotides. RefSeq lists its product as uncharacterized. Bases 1 to 471 code for a protein of 156 amino acids. The transcript is spliced from 2 exons. The record is from RefSeq and is a predicted model, not a curated record. NCBI's taxonomy places the organism in Eukaryota, Fungi, Ascomycota, Dothideomycetes, Mycosphaerellales, Extremaceae.
AUGGAGGCCAAAUAUUGUACUACAUGCAUGAAGAAAAAGCCUGGCAGCCAAUUUCUGGGCAAAGAGGGAGUGCUAAAGACGUGCGAGUACUGCCUUCAAGCUCGCAAGGCUCUUCGUGCCAUUCGUCGUCUCGAGCGCGAAGCAUCGCGCCAGCAACAAGGACGCCAUAACCACCUCUCCAACUACCAGCCAAUCUACCCCGGCAGCGACGUUUUUGCCAUUGCCGAUGUUAUCAAGACACCCUCCGAGCCCACGGAGACGCACAGGAAGGGAGAGAAAAACAAUGUGCCAAUCAAGGCAUCUACACAGCCUACGUCGUUGGGCUCUUGGGGGUCAAUCGCGGCUGUAGCAGCGGGGGAGAAUGCAGACCACUUUGUUGCGACCAAUGCCGAUGCUCGGCCAGACGAGACCACCUGGUGUGAACGCUGGCGCUCAUGGGAUCGGCAGGAAAAGGAGAAACCGGCAUGGUGA